Molecule: messenger RNA, 3630 nt
Organism: Linum trigynum
Lineage: Eukaryota; Viridiplantae; Streptophyta; Magnoliopsida; Malpighiales; Linaceae
Source: the annotation of a GenBank genome assembly
AUGAUGGAGGCGGAUUUUGUUACCAGCGGGAUGUUUCAAGAAGAGACCGUCGAAAUCGAAGACCAUAAUGAGAAUUCUCUUUUGGAAGGUGAAAAAUGUGGGAUAUGCAUGGAUUUUGUCAUCGACAGGGGGGUUGUUGAUUGCUGCCAGCACUGGUUUUGUUUUGGCUGCAUUGACAACUGGGCUUCGAUCACAAACCUGUGUCCUCUUUGCCAGAAUGAGUUUCAAUUGAUCACAUGUGUUCCGGUGUAUGAUACCCUUGGAAACAACAAGGUUGAUGAGGACACAUUUUCCAACAGAGAUGACGAUUGGUCUAUUGAAGGAAAUAGCAGCACCCUAUCUUUUCCUUCCUAUUAUAUUGAUGAAAAUGCAGUUACCUGCUUGGAUGGGGAUGGCUGCAAAAUCCGAAGUGGAUCCAUGAGUAUUGAGGAAGAUCCUAAUCUUGAUACAUCUAUUGCAUGUGAUUCUUGUGACAAUUGGUAUCAUGCUUUCUGUGUCGGGUUUGAUGUGGAUGGUACAUGUGAGGAUACAUGGUUAUGUCCAAGAUGUACUACUGCUGAUGAAUUGCCGCAUAAAUCAGAUGCAACUUCAGCUCCUAUGCCAAAUGAUCAACGUAUGGAAACUUUAGAUACUAGCAGUUUGACUGAUACUGGCUUCUCUAGAAAGUUGUCGGUUGACCCUGGAGAGACGGCUAUUGUCAUCUCUAUGGUUGGAGGAAAUAAAUGGACUGAAUUGCCUGGUGAGGAGUAUAGCCCAAUCCGAGAAGUUGGCCUGGAGUAUAGCCCAAUCCGAGAAGUUGGUGUGGAGUUCAACGUUAAUGGAGUUCAUUCUGAGGCUCAUCUUAGGGAAGAAAAAAUAACUAGUGAGAAUGAUGGGAUUAAAUCAGUCUUGGAAGCUCCAGAACCUGUGCUCUCCUUAUCAAGUGAUAUGUCAACACCUGGUCACUUGAAGACAGGUCAGGCUGAAGCUGCUGCUAAUUCAGACGAUGAUCCGAUUUCAGGGACAAAGUUUUUCAAGUCUACUGUUGGUUGUCAUCUUAGUUUCUCUUUAGAAAACUCAUCUGUUGGCAUCUCUAAUAGUGGAACUGUAGAUCAAGUGAGUUCAACUAUAGGGAAGCAAACUGUUCCGGGAGAUACUUCAUUAAGAGAUGAGAAGGUUGUACCAAAUGCUGCUGUGGAGGCUGCCAAAAGCAUUGGCGUAAAGAGAAAGCAGAUAAAGUGCAGUGAUGAUGUUUCCCAUAGUAUUAUCAAUAGUGUAGAUCCAAAUGAUGAGAGUGCUGGUGCAAUCCCUCUGAAGAAAUUUAGAGGCAAGGGGAAGUCUCAAAAGACCCAGCACUCCAGGGAGCUGCCUGAAGCAUCUUCUUCUGAUGAUUUGGAUAAGGGUUCUACUGAAGUGGCGGUUACCAAAGAUAAGAAGUCCAUGAAGCGUAAAGGACAGGGCCAAGCCGUUACACCUGAUAUAAUGAGCAUUGUUCAAGGGACGGGCCGUGCCUCAAAAGAUCAUUCAGCUGCUGGCUUGAGAAUGAAAAAGAUCAUGAGGACGAAUGCAAAGGAAGAUAAGGACUCAUCUGUGAUAGUUCAAAAGCUCAGAGAAGAAAUCAAAGAAGCCGUGCGCAAUGGAUCUGCUGUUAAUAUGGGAGAGAAAAAUUUGGAUCCUAAGCUUCUGGCUGCCUUCCGGGCUGUUAUAACAGGACCCACAGCUGAACCAGUAGUGAAGAAGUUAGCACCUUCUGCCUUGAAGGUGAAGAAGUCUUUGUUACAGAAGGGUAAAGUCCGUGAAAGUCUGACAAAGAAAAUAUAUGCGGACUCUAAUGGAAGGAGAAGACGUGCAUGGGACAGAGACUGUGAGGUUGAAUUUUGGAAGUAUCGAUGCAUGAGGGCCACAAAACCAGAGAAGGUUGCAACCCUAAAGUCGGUUCUGAACCUUCUCAGAAAGACUCCUGGAGGAGAAGUCGUUGAGGAAGCUUGCAAGAAUAAGGCAGAAAGUCCAAUACUAUCCAGAUUGUAUUUAGCAGAUACGUCUGUCUUUCCUAGAAAGAAUGACAUCAAACCUCUAUCUGCUCAUGGAGGAGGCACCAGUGAUUCUGAAAAGGGCCGAACAGAGAAUAACAGUUCAGUUCCAAAUGGUCUGAAACCAUCUCCUACUAAUAAAGUUCCAUCAAAAUAUGUUCCUUUGCCUCAAGGGUUGAAGAAUAAUAAUGUUGAUCAUUCAAAGAAUAGUCCGGUAGCCCCAUCAGAUGGUUGUAGAAUCAAGCCUAAGAAGGAAACGUGCGUUAAAGUGGACGAUAAGAAGCUUGAUAAACGAAAAUGGGCCCUGGAGGUGCUUGCUAGAAAAAAGGCUGCUUCAGCUAGUAGUAGAAAGGAAGAAGAAGAAGACGACAAAGUUAUGCUUAAAGGGAACUAUCAAUUGCUCGGUCAACUUCCGAAGGAUAUGAGACCAGCAUUGGCCACCAUUGAGAAAAGUAAGAUUCCCGAUUCAAUAAGGCAGACACAGCUGUACCGUCUUACAGAAUUCUUCCUGAAGAAACUAAACCUCCCAGAGAUUUGCAGAACAGCUGAAACAGAGUUGGCUGUAGCAGAUGCCAUUAACAUCGAGAAGGAAGUUGCUCAAAAAUCUACUACCAAAAUGGUAUACGUGAACCUCUGCUCUCAGCAAAUGUUGCACCGUUCUUCAGAUAAUAAUGUCAAGGCCGCUCAAGCUUCAGAAUCAGAUACAUCAGCUGUCGUCACGGAUCAGCAGCAUUACAGCAACGAGCUCCCAACCGACCCUGCAAUUACAGAAGCACUGAGAAAGGCAGGCCUUUUAUCGGAUUCUCCUCCAGCAAGCCCACUUGGUAACUCAGAGUCUCCUAUUGAAGAGGAGCCCGAUAACAUACUGGAAAUAGAUACUGUUCCGGAAGCGGAUAUUUAUGGUGAUUUUGAGUAUGAUUUGGAUGAUGAAGACUUCAUUGGAGCGACUACUUCUAUGACUGUUGUUCCUACCAAGACAGUGCAGGAAGAAGCAGAGGCGAAGAUGAAAGUGGUCUUCUCAACACUUAAAUUGGAAGAGCCAAACAAUUCUCAAGAUAGCCCAAUCGUAGUGAGUGGCAAUAAUAAUGGUUCUCAUGUUCCUCCUCCUGAAAGCUUACCCGGUGAAGAAGGCAACGAAGAACCUUCCCUUGCAGAGUGUGAAGAACUGUAUGGCCCGGAAAAAGAACCGAUGAUGAGCAGAUUCCAGCUUGAAGCUCCAAUCGAGAACAAACCAAGCCUAUCGGAUAACACAACUUCUGCCCCCAAUGCACAACAAAUUCCUGAUGAGAAAAAUCCCUCCAACGAUUCCCACUCAACCGAAGAAGCAUCGAGGAAGGAUAUGCAAUCUGACUCAGAUCCCAAAAGGCAGUCGGAAAUUGUCAGUUCUGUGUCAAAGAAGGUUGAAGCUUACAUCAAGGAGCACAUUCGGCCACUGUGCAAGAGCGGCGUGAUAAGCGUGGAACAGUACAGGUGGGCUGUAGCGAAAACCACCGACAAAGUGAUGAAGUACCAUUCCAGUUCGAAGAACGCUAGUUUCCUGAUCAAGGAAGGUGAGAAAGUGAAGAAACUUGCUGAGCAAUACGCCGAGGCAGCUCAAGCUCAGCAGAAGGAUUCAUCGUGA